Centropristis striata (black sea bass) is the source of this 4449-nucleotide messenger RNA. RefSeq names its product E3 ubiquitin-protein ligase TRIM21-like. The record is from RefSeq and is a predicted model, not a curated record. NCBI's taxonomy places the organism in Eukaryota, Metazoa, Chordata, Actinopteri, Perciformes, Serranidae. Gene Ontology annotation, molecular function: zinc ion binding; protein binding. Bases 709 to 2526 code for a protein of 605 amino acids. The transcript is spliced from 2 exons.
UACAGCUGCUGCCAUAUUAGUAAGUUGGUUAAUUAUUCCUGUUUAAAAUCUGCCUCUAAAAUGAAAACCAUAAUGGUUCUGCUUUAGUUUCUUCAUUUUCCUGUCUCCCUCCUUUACUUCAUCAACUGAUCUGAGGGCAUUAAAUUCCCCCAAACCAACAGGAAAGGUCUUUCUUUUACUUGUAAUGGAGUAUUUUUCCCUGUGGUGUUGCUACUUUCUCUGAAGGAUUUCAGUCUCUCUGUACACAGUGAAGCUUUCAUGGUUUUCGAGGCCAGGCGGCUACUAAACUAUGAUUAAUGGUAGAGGUGCUUCAGUAACCGGCAACAGUCUUAUCUCUCCGACACACACAGCUUGGCCGUCCUGCAACAUUAUCUACGCGGUGCAACCCUCGUGCCCACCUUGCACACUAACACACAUACACACUCAGAGAUUUGCUGCAAUGUGACCAAGACACACACACUACAGUCUAGUACACACACACAGAAACACACACAGGGUCCAAUUUGGAGGAAGAUAAGAGGAAGAGCAGAAUGGGAAGGCUGAGAGAGUCUGAGAAACAGGAAAUCAAUCAGGCAGAAAUGUACUGAACUAAAACAGAAAUCUAUCCUCAAACAAUAAAUAAUAGAGAACACACUCAGACAUCGGUCCCAAAAAACCACCCUCACUGGUUUCCAAACCUCAAAAAGCCCCUGACUUCACACACAGAAAAUGUGUGCCUGUCCCUUUAAGAAACAUGACACAGGAAGAAACCGAAAGCAAACUUCUUUCCUGGGAAACAGAAACACCCAGAAUCCCAGUCGUCAUUAUUGCUCCUUUACAGACGACAGCAACACACAAAUGGCCUCCAGCAACAGUCUCCUAUCUGAGGACCAGUUUCUUUGUCCCAUCUGCCUGGAUGUGUUCACUCGGCCAGUUUCCACUCCAUGUGGACACAACUUCUGCAUGUCCUGUAUCACGGCUUACUGGGAUGACUUACCAGUCAGCCAGUGUCCGGUCUGUAAGGAAACAUUUGAAAGGAGGCCGGACCUCAAGGUCAACACUUUCAUCUCAGAGCUUGCGUCGCAGUUCAUGUCGCUUCAAGUGACAGACGCUCACAUCUGGAGCCCGGGCCGACCGCAGGCUCGCUGUGGUGCAGCGGUGCUGUGUGAUAUUUGUACUGACACGCAGCAAGAGGCUGUCAAGUCCUGUCUGGAAUGUCUGACUUCUUACUGCGAAGUCCAUCUAGAGCCUCAUCACAGAGCUGCCGGCCUGAAGAGACACACACUGGUUGAACCGUUGGAAAGCCUGGAGAACAGGAUCUGCAAGGAGCACACCAGACUCCUGACGCUGUUCUGUAGGAAGGACGAGGCCUUAAUGUGCGACGUCUGCGCCGGUUUGGGCCACAGAAACCAUGACGUCGUUCCUGUGCAGCAAGCAUGUGACGAGAUGAAGGCUCUGCUGGGGGACGCUGAGGCCAAAUUGCAGCAGAUGAUCCAGGAGAGGCUGCAGAAGGUCCGAGCCACGAAGGAGUCGGUAGAAGAAAGCAAGACAGAAACCAAAGAUGUAAUAGCGAUGAGCGUGCAUGACUUGGUGGCGCUGGUCUCUGAGAUCCAGAAGAGCCAGACGGAGCUUGUGCAGGUGAUCGAGGAGAAGCAAAAAGCAGCAGAAGAACAAGCAGAGGGGUUUAUUAGCAGCAUGGAGCGGGAGAUCAAAGAGCUGCAGAGGACAAAGAUGAAGCUGAGGGAGCUGAGACAAACUGAAGACCAGCUUUGUUUCCUCCAGAGCUCCCCGAACCCAUCAAUCAUGCCGCAGACUAUGGACUUGUCUACUUUCAGUUUUAACAGACAAGUGGAGAUAAAGCACAUACGGAAAUCUUUGAGCAAAUCAGUCUCUCAGCUGCGAAUGCGGCUGAAUAAAAUGAACACAGAAGUACAAGGAUUAUGUGACGGCACAGCGGUGUCACAGGACGCUACGCUGAAAGACGUGCAGCAGUAUGAGGUGGACAUUGUUCUCGAUCCUGACACGGCUCACCCUCUGCUCAUCUUAUCUGACGACAGGAAACAGGUGAGAUUCAGCAUGGAUAGAGGUCUGUGGGGGGGAAACCAGAUCCUGAACCCCAACAGGUUUUCUGUAAAUCUCGCCGUUCUGGGACACGGAGGCUUCUUUUCAUGUAGGUUUUACUUUGAGGUGUUUGUUGGUGAAAAAACUGAGUGGUGUCUGGGUGUGGCAGCCGCGUCCAUGCAGAGGAGGGGGGUGCCUGUUCGAAGGCCUGGCUGUGGACUCUGGGCCAUCUGGUUCCUAAAGGAUAAAGUGGAAAUCUUCUGCUCUCCCAACGUGCCGGUAUACUUGGGGAAAAUGAAGCGGGUCGGCGUGUUUGUCGAUUAUGAUGGAGGACUUAUUUCCUUCUACGACGUACAGACUGCAACCCUCAUUUACUCGUUUACUGAGUGUGUCUUUACUGAAGAGCUGUAUCCGUACUUUAACCCUUGUGAUAAUGAAUAUGGUUCAAAUUUAGCCCCGAUGGUAAUUGUUCCCGUCAGCCGCUGAGUGAUUUGUGGGUUAAUUACUUAAAUGCAACUUGUGUUUAAUUACAAAAAAAGAGUUGUUGGUAAAGUUGCUUUAUUAUCGUCAUCAAAUAUGUAAAGCAUUUAUCUUCCUUUUUCUGAUUUCUGUUGCUGUUGUGUGUCAGUGUGCCUGAAAUUUAAACUGUAAUUUGAUAAAGGAAACCAAAAAUUUUACACAUAAUUACCAUCAUUAAUUAUUUAAAUUUGAAGCAAAAAUUAAAAUAUGAGGAAAAAACAGAAAAGAUUUAAUAUUAAACUAAUUAAUCAGGUGUAAGAGGUGGAAAUGCUUAAAAGGAGGAAUUGUUAAAGGAUAAAGUAACGUUUGCAGAUAAUGGCUAUUUGAUAAAUGAGGUGUUGUUGUUUGGGUUUGUUGCAGAAAAUAUGUUAUUUUGUUGAGGGUUUGGUUUCAGUUAUAAUAAUGUUGCUGAACACUUGCUACGAGAAGGAGUCAAGGUAUAGAGGAAGAAACAUCCAAAGCUUUGCUUCAUUUCACAAAGAAAGGUCACAAAUGUGCUACUUGUUAAGUUAAUGUAAGAAUAUUAUUUCAAGUAAGAAUGGAAACAUCUUUCUAUACAACAUGGGGUUAAAAUUCCAGGCAGUCUCUACUUCAUAUUCAAGGUUAAAUAUCUUGUUAUAAUAACAUUAGCACCUUUUUUUACUCCAAGUGUCAGAAAUACUAUAACAGCUGCCUUGAUGAGGAAAACCUGCAGAGGAGUAUGUUUUUUUUUUUCUACACAGAAAAUUGAAAGGGAAUCAAUAAGAGUCAGACCGUUAAGCAGAAUCGAUAAUGACAUCAAUAAAAUCUUAUUAGUUCUCAUGGCUUCUCUGAAUAUUAUCACAGAACAGGUGCUAUGAAUUUAUAAUUAAGCAAAUAUGUAUCAGCCUGUUUUUUGGUGAUAUAUUCCAAAGACAUCCAACAUAUUCAUGUCAGUUAAAACAUGUAAGUUGCAUGUUUAUUUAGUUGUUUUAUGAUAACACAAAAUGUAUAAGCUGUCACUGUAUUUAGAAAUAAUUUAAAGCUGUAUAUGAUCUGUAAUGCCCAUAAAACUUUGAUAGCCAGCUUGAUGAAAUUUUAAUAAAGUCAAAAAGCAUUACAUAACAAAACCAGGCAGCAUUUUCACUUUCUCAUUUCCAUCAUCAGGGAAAGGACGACAUCUUAAAAAGAGAACAGAUAUAUCUGGUGACAGAAUUAUUAUAUAUAUCGGCCAAUCAAAGGUUUCAAAAAUGGUAACUGAACAGUGAUGAUGAUGAUGAUGAUGAUGAUGAUGAUGAUGAUGAUGAUGUUUAUUAAGCUAUUUAUUUUAUUCCUUUUCCCCAGUUAUCAUUAAUAUAAUAAGCUGACAAUGUACUCUGGAUUGAAUUUGCAUCAAAAAUAUUCAUAGCCAGUUGUAGCUAUGUAAACUGUAUAUUUCUAGGGCUUUUAUUGUGAAAGGUAAGAAGGCAAAGAGUGGAUCUGGUGUGCGCCGUCUUUAUCAAGGUUUAUUUUCUCAGUGAUCAUUUAUAGAAUAGGCUGACAAUCUCUGAAUUGAAUUUGCAUCAAAAAUAUUCAUAGUGACAGUUGUAACUAUGUAAAAAUUUGUAGGGCUUUUAUUGUGAAAGGUAAGAAGGCAAAGAUCGGAUCUGGUGUGCACUGUCUUUAUCAAGGUUUAUUUUCUCAGUUAUCAUUUAUAGAAUUGGCUGACAAUGCAAUACAUUAUUUGUAUGAUCUAUAAUAAUGUAUAAAAAUGUUAAAUAUGCUUUAGUAAAGUUUUAUGUUUGAGGAGCUCUCUAGGCACAUUUGUAGAUGGGUGAAAAAACGGUGCACAACCCUCAUAAAAAAAGGUCUUUUUUCAUUCCAGCUCAAAAAAUUACUGAUUUUCGAUUAAUUUCCCCCCCUCUUUAAUCAGUAUUGGCAUCAGUCUCAAAA